AUGGACAAGAAACAUACUGGCCAUCGUGGCAACUCAGCCAGGUCAAUCCUCAUCGGUCUUGCAAUCAGUCUUGCCGGUUUCAUCUACGGCAUCGACACCGGCAUUAUCGCUUCCACCAUUGCACAGUCCACCUUCAAGACAUACAUGUAUGGCGGCCUCAAGGCCAACGCUUCAAUCACAGGCGGCAUCGUCUCGGGCUACUACGCCGGCUCUGCCUUUGGCAGCGGUGGUGCAGCGUACUGCAUGGACAAGCUAUCUCGUCGCUGGACACUACUCUUCGGGUGUUGUGUGAGCAUCAUCGGCGCCAUUCUCCAGACUGCCGCCCAGGGCCCAGCCAUGAUGAUCGUUGGUCGGGCCUUCUCAGGCUUCUCAACGGGCAUGGUCUACCCUACCGCUCCCGUCUACUUGGCGGAGUUGUCACCUCCCGAGAACCGUGGCUUUCUUGUCGGCUUGAAGGGACUGAUGAACACACUUGGCUUCUUCGCCUCCGGAUGGAUCGGGUAUGCCGGCUCGUUUGCCGUCGGCGAGGCACAGUGGCGUAUCCCUCUCGCGACUCAGGCGCCACCUGCACUGCUUCUGGCUGUCCUUACAGUUUUCUUGCCAUACUCUCCCCGUUGGCUUGCCAAACGUGAGCGUUACGACGAGGCUAAGAAGGUCAUGUACGACCUGCACGGCCACCGCGGGUCCGAGUUCAUCGAGGCUGAGUUCGCCGAAAUGUGCAGCCAGAUCCAGCUCGAGGGCAGCUCUAGCAAAAGCGCCAACUUCAGGAAGCUCUUCAAGAGGCAGUACAUCCGCCGCACACUGCUGGCCUGCAUGACCGUUAAUAUGAUGAAGCUGUCGGGCUCCAACGUCAUCCAGAGCUACCAGUCGGUUAUGUACAACGCGCUGGGCUACAAGGGCCAGACGGUCCUGCUCAUCGGCGCGCUCAACGGCUUCAUGGCCGUCAUUGGGCAGAUCAUCAACGUCUUCUUCGUAGCCGACCACUGGACCCGCCGCAUCACCGUCAUCACCGGCAGCUACUCGCUUGCCGUCAUCCUCGCCAUCCUCACCGCGCUCUCCAAGUUCAGCGAGGGCGGCGGCGCUGAUAUGUCGCGCGCGGGUGUCGCCUUCGUCUUCCUCUUUGCCUUUGCCUACUCGUUCUUCUUCAACAGCGUCAACUGGGUCCUCGUCGCCGAGAUCUUCCCCUUGGACCUGCGCGGCGUCGGCGUCGGCUUCGCCGUCUUCACGCAGGCGUGCACGGCCAUCUGGCUGUCGUACUCGGCGUCGGUGGCGUUUGACCGCAUCUCAUGGAAGUUCUACUUUGUGUUUAUCGGGUGCAACAUCUUUGCCGGGACCAUCUACUUCUUCUUCCUGCCCGAGACGCGGUUCCUGACUCUCGAGGAGGUCGCGGCCAAGUUUGGCGACGAGGUCAUCAUCCCGCCGUCGACGAAGGAGCUGGAGGCGGAGGGGAGCGGAGAGAUAACGGCGCCGGCUGAUAAGAAUGAGGUUUCCUCAAACCAUGUUGAGGCGUCCCGGAACUAG
Messenger RNA from Thyridium curvatum, 1521 nucleotides. RefSeq lists its product as uncharacterized. Gene Ontology annotation, molecular function: carbohydrate:proton symporter activity. The record is from RefSeq and is a predicted model, not a curated record. Bases 1 to 1521 code for a protein of 506 amino acids. The transcript has 3 exons. Gene Ontology annotation, biological process: carbohydrate transport; transmembrane transport. Gene Ontology annotation, cellular component: membrane. Lineage: Eukaryota; Fungi; Ascomycota; Sordariomycetes; Thyridiales; Thyridiaceae.